GAUGUGCCGACAGAGGGCCGAAAGCAAUAUGUUUCUAUUGACAUUCGACAAAACAUAACCUCUUUACGAUUUAAUUUGAACGAAAUUCUUAAUACGGAUCGCAAACUAAGUAUAUUUGUUUCUAAUUUGGACUGAAGAAGGUGAAAAAAAUGUCAGCCACAGCAAUAAUAUCAAGAACCGCAAGAUUAGCAGCAAAAAGAUCCGCAGUUUUUGCAGAACGAAAAGCAGCGGUGAACAAAACAUUUGUGUUGGGAAGAUGUGUGCCGAGUGUAAAACAGAAUGCGGCCAAAAUUUGUGUUACUCAAUUAAUUCUAAAUGACAAAUACAAUGCCUAUUUUGAGGAGAGUGUUUCUGUGUUUGCCUACGAUCCGGAAAAGAAAGUCAAAACUGGUGAUAUUGUUUUGGUUCGUGAAAUGCCAGAGAAAAAGACAACACUGAUCACUCAUUCCAUUGAGAAAAUUGUGUACAAAUUGGGUGAUAUGACUGAUCCGAUAUCGAAUAAAUCAGUUGUGGCUGAUCAAUACCGUGAUGUUAUCGACGAGAAGAAUCGUUUGUAUGGAAAUGUAGAUACCGCCUUUGAUUAUAAAAAGGCACCACCUCGUGGUCGUUUGGAAGGCACCAGAGAUUUAACCGAUAAGCCCACAUACACAAAAUACUAUGACGGCUGCAAUGAUCCAUAUGCAUGGUAGUUACGGUUAUUUCGUUAAUUAAUAUUGAUUUUAGUGUUCUAAUGCAUUUUAUUUAUCAUAAUAAAUGGAAAUGAAAUCGAGUA
Contarinia nasturtii (swede midge) is the source of this 772-nucleotide messenger RNA. RefSeq names its product 28S ribosomal protein S17, mitochondrial (gene mRpS17). The transcript is spliced from 2 exons. Gene Ontology annotation, molecular function: structural constituent of ribosome. The record is from RefSeq and is a predicted model, not a curated record. Lineage: Eukaryota; Metazoa; Arthropoda; Insecta; Diptera; Cecidomyiidae. The coding region runs from base 150 to 689 and encodes 179 amino acids. Gene Ontology annotation, biological process: mitochondrial translation. Gene Ontology annotation, cellular component: mitochondrial small ribosomal subunit; ribosome.